This is a messenger RNA of Orbicella faveolata, 923 nucleotides long. Its product is annotated as vesicle-fusing ATPase-like. Gene Ontology annotation, cellular component: Golgi stack. Lineage: Eukaryota; Metazoa; Cnidaria; Anthozoa; Scleractinia; Merulinidae. The record is from RefSeq and is a predicted model, not a curated record. Gene Ontology annotation, molecular function: ATP hydrolysis activity; ATP binding. Gene Ontology annotation, biological process: Golgi to plasma membrane protein transport; intra-Golgi vesicle-mediated transport; SNARE complex disassembly.
AUGUGCAAAAGAAACAGCUUCAGGGAACCGCUUAAACAACGUCGAAAACACCUAAAGGAGGAAUCGAAGGCUGCUCGUGGGCAUAAAGAAACUCCUCGUGAUGGCAGAGAUGCUGUCCAGGCAUUCGGACCUUCUGAUGACAAUCUCGAUCUUUAUGUAGCUAAUGGAAUUAUCCGCUGGGGCAACCAAGUGGAGCGUAUAUUGGAUGAUGGGAAAUUGUUGUUGCAGCAAACGAGAACCCAAGAUAUCACCUCGCCAAUUACUGUGUUAUUGGAAGGUCCUGUCGGGUGUGGCAAGACAGCACUCGCGGUGCAGAUGGCUCUCUUUUCAGACUUCCCCUUCAUCAAGAUGUGUUCACCAGAGCACAUGAUUGGUUUUGUCGAAAGUGCAAAAUGUCAAACUAUUAAAAAGAUUUUUGACGAUGCGGACAAGUCAGACCUCAGUUGUAUCAUUGUUGAUGAUAUAGAACGCCUGUUAGACUACGUUGCCAUUGGACCAAGGUUUUCUAACACGGUCCUUCAAGCCUUGCUUGUGUUACUUAAGAAGAAGCUAAGGAAGGGUCGCAAGCUAAUCGUCAUUGGGACAACCAGCAGCCGAGAGGUGUUGGAAACCAUGGGCAUUGUUGAGUCAUUUAACACUGUGAUCCAUGUUCCCUCUCUCUCGUCCACCGACCAACUCAGAGAAGUGCUGCAGCAUGUGAAGUUGUUUGAUGAAGAUGAAAUUAGGCAAAUUGAGAGAAACAUUGGCCAGAGAAGGUUGUUCGUGGGCAUAAAGAAACUCCUCAUGAUGGCAGAGAUGGCUGUCCAGACCAUAAAGCGUGAUCGAGUUGACAAGUUUGUUAGUUUACUGGAAGAUGAAAACUGUUUGAGAGGCCCACAAGCAUAGCCUUGUAUCAAGUGACUACAAGAGGAUCAGGACAGUGC